AUGCAUGGAUGUUACCAGAAUCUUAAAAAAGCCGGUGGUGACAAGGUUGGAAAUGUAGAUGCAGAUGCAGAGCAAGGAAUCUGUGAUGCUCCUACACCCCCACAGAGUUCUAAUCCAUCCAACAGUGACAAAGGCUUGGCAGCUUCACAAGAACAUCUUGUUCGCCAACCUGCGGGCACCUGGGGAUAUAUCUUUCAAAUAAUAUUCCAGGUUCCCUUGGUUUCGAAUAGGAUACUUUUGCAUGUGGACAACUACUUACUUUUCGAUGGCAUUGUUGCAUAUUCCGUGUUAUGGCAUAUUCGCUUUGAUAAUGAAGCUGAAACACAGUGUGUUGUCAACGCGCUACCCUGA
This is a messenger RNA of Sphenostylis stenocarpa, 351 nucleotides long. NCBI's taxonomy places the organism in Eukaryota, Viridiplantae, Streptophyta, Magnoliopsida, Fabales, Fabaceae. The record is from the annotation of a GenBank genome assembly.